Molecule: messenger RNA, 5067 nt
Organism: Amphiprion ocellaris (clown anemonefish)
Lineage: Eukaryota; Metazoa; Chordata; Actinopteri; Pomacentridae
Gene: her11
Product: hairy-related 11
Exons: 4
Coding region: 4028-4900 (290 amino acids)
Biological process (GO): regulation of transcription by RNA polymerase II; anterior/posterior pattern specification; regulation of neurogenesis
Cellular component (GO): nucleus
Molecular function (GO): DNA-binding transcription factor activity, RNA polymerase II-specific; protein dimerization activity; RNA polymerase II cis-regulatory region sequence-specific DNA binding
Source: RefSeq, a predicted model, not a curated record
ACUGCGCCCCCUCCGGUGUCCUCCUGGCUCUUGCUGGCUACGAACUGACUGACCCUCAGCAAGCAGGUCCUCAUGCCGUCCUCGUAGCUCUGCUGGCGGGAGCAGGUCGGCCUCUGCUCGCUGGACAGGACCCUCUUCACGGCCUGGUGACCCUUCUCAGUGUCCCUCUCUGUCUUCAGGAACUCCACCACACUCUCCAGGAUCUCAGCCUUCUCCACCUUUGGAUUCUUUAGUUUCUGUAUUCAGAAAACAGAAUCACAAGUCACCCACCAAAUACUGAGAUUUUUAUUACAGCGACGCUUGCGUAAAAUCCACACUGAUUUAAAAUGAAACCAGACGUACCUCACUGUUUGUGCUCUCCAGCACCAGAAGUCGUAACGUCUCCAGACUGUGGUUGAUCCGCUCCCGUCUGCGUUUCUCCAUCUGAGGUUUGGAGACCUUCUAGAGGAAAUAAAACACCUGGAUGACCAGUCUGAUCGUGAUUUAACGCCAUUAAUCAAAACAUCUAACUUCAGAUAUGUAUCUUACCCUCCUCAUAGGCCUCCGUCUGGGUGACCUGUCCACAGGAGCUAAAGUCUUCAUGCUGCUCUCUGACUCUCUCUGUGCUGUAGAUCUAAACUAAAUGUAAGUGAAUUUGUUGAUUUUCGUGCAUUUAGCCCCGCCCCUGCUAGACACACCCCUCCUCAUCCAGCAGCUCGUGGCCUUGGCAAAGAGGAGAACUGAUUUAAUUUAUAUUUGCAUACAUAUUUACACUUAGCUGUGCAUACUGAGAGGGUAAAUGGCUCCAAACAUUAGAGUUUCAUUAAGAACAGUUGAAAGGAUAAACACUAUGGCAUGUCUUAAUCCUGUAAACUUAGAGUUUACCCUGAAAGUCCUAAAGCUUUUUCAGAAGAAAUCCUAAAUGAUUCCUGUGAAUUUCUCCAAAUACUAAAAGACAAUCUAUCCACUGUCUAGGAAACAUGUAUUACUGUCGAAUAAUGUUUACAUUCUUCACAAUCUAUAGGAAAAUGCAUGUUGUUUUAACUAGAUUUUACAGAACUAUUUUUAAUUAUUCAGAUGUUCUUUCAUAUCUGUAAGAACUCUAUAGUGUGAAAACCAAAUAUUAAAUACAUUCUGAAUAAUAUCAUAUAAAAACUAUGGAAAUCUGGUGGCAAAAGAGCCAGAAACAAAACAAAACACUAGACUACUGGAAUACUGUAAAACUGUAAAAACAAACAAAACCAACAACCUUGUAACCUUGAUCAUUUUGAGUUAUUUGUAUUUUAAGAAAAAUACAUCUGUAAAAAAAAAUUAAAAUGAUGUUACUAUUUUUCUCCUUAACAUAAAGAUUUUUUCCCCUUUUCUUCUGCUGAUGAUCUUUGGUUAGUUUAAAAACACUAAAAUUGGGUCAUUUUACAGUUAAACACUGAAAAACAACAAAUAACUAUUUGUUAAAAUACACAUUUUUGAUCUUGACAUUAUUUACAGCUUUGGCAAUGUGUGUUUUAGUCAUGAGUUAUUAACUGUAGUUUAACAGAACAAGCUAAAUCUGUUAAAUGAAAGUGAUUACAAAUACAAAUGUAGUUAAAAGACAAUUGAAAACUUUUGUUGUUUACAGAGCAGGCAGCAGUUUUGAUCUUAUUUGUGUAUUUAUUUAUCUCUCUAUUCUGUUAUAGUGAACCUUUUCACUUCUCCAGUACUUCCUAAGGGGUCUGUCACCCAAAUUACUAAUUGAAUUGAAUUAUUAUGAUUAAAAACUGUCCACUGUUGGGUAAACUGUUUAAAAAAAUGUUUGUACAUACAUGACCAGUCAAAUUUGGACACACCUUCUCAUUCAAUGCUUUCUAUUUAUUUGUAUUAUUUUCUACAUUGUAGAGUAAUACUGAAGAUUAACACUUUUUUUGUUUACAACAUAAUUCCAUAUGUAUUUUUUUUAUAGUUUUGAUGUCUUCAGUAUUAAUCUACAAUGUAUAAAAUAAAUAAAAACCAUUGUAUGAGGAGGUGUGUCUAAACGUUUGACUGGUGUACAUUUAUUUUUAAAAAAGUUUUUAUUGUUUAUUUUUGUAAAUUUUAAGGAGACGAAGAACUUGAUUUUACUGGAGUUUUCUAUACUGAAUAAGAGUGAAAACAGUAAAAGCGAGGAGUGUUCUUCAUUAAACAAACCGUCAUUAUCUCUUUUUACUUGUGGCACGUUUUAGGGGAGACUUCUAAAACAGAACAUGUUAGUGUGUUAAUAGCUGCUGUUUCUGGUAUAGAACUGAAUGUCUUCCUCUACAUGUAAAAGCACAUUUUUCACAGUUCAGUCAGUUCUUUAUUGAGUAACGAACCCCCACAAACCCUCAGACACCAGAACAGAUCCUCUCUCCGUGUUGUGGAGUCAGAUUGCCAGACUCACACCUAUUGUGUUGAGUGGAUGAGUCGGUUCUUAUCUCUAGUGGGUGUGGUGCAAACACCCCACGACUGCUGACUGGACACUUUCUGUGCAGGAGCAGUCUGGCGGUUUGAUAUUCACGCAAUUUCUCCAUCAGAUAAUUUCAAAGGCCUCAGAGUUUUAGGGCUUUGAGUUUUUGGGGUAGCUUUCUGCGCACUGCAUUUAUGGUCGCCCUGAUCCUCAUAAUAGGCUAAAGUGUGGAGAUAACACAGGGAUGAUCGGAUCACUGGGAGAUUAAGUGGCUUUUCAUGGUCAGUGAUACUUCCGUUUAAAAUCAAAGAGAGGGCGAUUAGUGGAGGAUCAGAGCCCACUGAUGGUUGCUGUGGAGGCUCAGGGGGAGAAACACUUUAGAAGAUACAUUAGAAGCGCAAUGGUGUAGAUCCAGAUGAGGAAACUUAUAUUUAAUACGGAGAAAGUUUGGAUCCGUCUGUGCGUAAAAGCGCACAGGAUUUAAGCCACGUGGACCCGCCACAUAAAUAAGCCUUAUAAUAUGCUCUCCUGAGCCUGUGAUGGAAACUAAUUGGUUUAAAACGCGCCUUUUGUUGGCAGAGAAAUGAAGCGUCCACUUCUAAUAUCGUGACUGCUCGUGUGUGUCAGCCACAGUCACAAAAGAAAAAUAGAAGAAGCGUAAAAAUCGCCGACAGCUGACAGGAACGUGGAGACAACAAGUGGUCCGAUGUUGAAAGAGAGCUUCUGUGUGAAGUCCAAACAUCAGGUAUCAAACCGACCUCAGGCCUGACGCAGCGCGCACACACUUCACACUCAGGCGCAAUAAUCAUCCUCACACUCUGGCGCAGCAGCAGACGGACGCGAUCUGCGCCCUUUUGCUCCAUAACGCAGCUCAGGUACUGGGCAGCCACUGCGCUCAUUUUUACUCAAAUCUAUCUUAUUAACAGCCAAAUUCAGUUUUAUCCGAUGUGCGUAAACGCAAAUGGAGAUAUUCUCGCUUUUACAGUUCACCUCCUUCAUUUGUUCAUGCCCUCGUUUGGUCCUUUUUUUUAUCACUUAAUGCAAAGUGCUGAUGCCUCACACAUCGUAAAAAGUCCUCAUAGCUGCCCACUUUCUCACCUCGCUUGUGUUCCCACGAAGGAGACGAGAAGUUUCCCAUCGUCUCACUUCACUGUCUUCUGGGAAACCACAAAAAUCUGCAUUUACUAGUCAAAUCAAGAGGUAAGAAUCAUUUUACACUUUUAUUAUUUUUCUUCCCCAACAGUAUGUGUGGCUUUUCAGAAAUGUAUUUUAUUUGUAAAGGCGUGAAUUAAACCUACAUUUUUACAGUUCAUGCAGCAUGAUUUUAAUAAUUGUACCUGCAGCACAUUGAUAUUCCAAAGUAACCCUACAAAAUAAAACAACAUUUUAUUUUGUUUUUGUUGCUGAUAAAAACCGAAACUACAGAUAGUUUCGCUUCAUUAAACAAUUAAAUGUCGCUGUGGUUAAUUUACAGCUUCACUCUCAUCCGGACCAAUAAUAAAUCCAUUCACUGAUCAGUGGCGUCACUCCCACCUGUCAGCCAAUCACAAGCAGCAGCCAGUUCCGCUUUAAAGGCUCCUUCAGGCCGCAGGAGGCGUUUUAAACUUCUGCAGCUUUCUGUCAGGACGUUUGCAUCCAAACUGCACCAUGACGAAGAAACGACAAAGCCAAACUCUGGAUGAUGGCAAGAGCAGGAAAAGGAUCCUGAAGCCGGUUGUGGAGAAGAAGAGACGAGAUCGAAUAAAUCAAAGUCUGGCUGAGCUGAGAAGUUUGCUGCUGAAUUCCACAUGUGAUCCGCGACUUCAGAACCCAAAAAUAGAGAAAGCUGAGAUUCUGGAUUUGACUGUGGAAUAUAUUCAGAAGUGGACAGAUGGGAGGAACUUGAGCAAUGAUUCUAGUAACAGUCGAAUGAUGACCCCUUUGGUGAAGCUCAGUCACUCAGACUGCAGCGCUCCUCCUCCUCCUCCUCCUCCUCUUCCUCUCUUCAGCAUUGAGAGUGCAGGUUUCCAGCAGUGUGUCGCCCAGCUGAGCGGCUACAUGCAUCGGAUACCGGCGGCCCAGAGAGCAGGACUCAUCGAGAGGCUCAAACAUCACUCGGACAGCUGGCAGCCAAAACCAGACUUCACCCAGAAAGUGUCUGAGACGCCUGAUGCAGCUUCCGUUGAUGCCAUUUCUGACACCAAAGAAGAGUCUCCCAGGUUGCUUUUCCCAUCCCACUCCCCCUUCCAGCCUCACUCCUGCUCCACACCGGCCCACGACUACCUGUCUCCUCCCCCCUCUCCCUGGUUCUCUCCUUCCUCUUUCCCACCCUACACCUCCUCCCCUCCUUUCCCGUCAUUUGCCUGCCACUUCUCCUUCCCCCCCAGCCUCUCACCUCCAUCCUCCAACACCUCCUUCUUCAGUUUCUCACCCACACUUCCUCACACCAGCCCGGCCGGCCUCCACGUCCCCCCGAACCCCGUCCACAGGGAGGGGUCGGUGCCAAACUCCUCCUCGGCCAUGUGGAGGCCUUGGUUUUGAUCUGGAGCAGAGACUCAGGAAACUGACAGCAGAGACACCUUGUGGGAACAAACUGGAACUGUGGAGCUGGAAGGAAAACUCUUAGUGCCUGGAGUGUACAGUGUAAAUAUGAUUAAAGUUGCCUAUAUUUUGUAUUUGUUGGAAAUAAAUCUCAUACUUGAAUCUCA